This is a messenger RNA of Poecilia reticulata (guppy), 4257 nucleotides long. NCBI's taxonomy places the organism in Eukaryota, Metazoa, Chordata, Actinopteri, Cyprinodontiformes, Poeciliidae. The record is from RefSeq and is a predicted model, not a curated record.
GAAGACAUGCAGAGUCUUGCCAGCCUCAUGAGUGUCAAACCUACUGAUAUUGGCAACCUGGACGACUUCAAUGAGAGCGAUGAGGAGGAGGACCGGAAGUCUGUCACUGCCACAGUUGCUCCACACUCACUAACUCGUCCAAACCGUCCCGCUCCCCUUCCUCCUGACACCCGAACAUCCACUGGAGUCACUUUGCCAGCUUCAGCCGGUGGGCAUGAUGUUGAUCCCUCCACUUCCGUUCUUCAUUCUCGCCCUCCUCUGCCAAAUGCUCCACGUCCCUCUCCCCGGCGUUCCCGACAUCUGUUCUCAGCUGCUCCUGUCCAAUCAGACAUCCAACCUGCACCUGGCCCCUCCCCUCAGCCUUCGCCCAGGUCUAAGCGGACGAAAAUAGCCAGCACUGCCCUUUCAGACGCUGCUGUGUGUGACUCUGUAACUAGUCCUCCUGAAACGCAGGCCACAGAAAAGCCUCCCCCAGUUCAGAGUGCCUCAUCUGCCUCUUUGCUCCCUGAAAAUUCAGCAACAUCCAAAUCUUCCUGUAAUACGUCUCCAGCUUUUGCAGAAACCUCUUCCCUUCUGACCUCAAAUACACCCCCAGCUCCGUCUUCAGAGCUUCUCAAGCUUCCCCAUUCUUUAUCACCAUCACCUARAACAGCAAUAACAUCCUCAUCCAUGUCUUCUCCAACCACAUCUGUCAUUGUAUCCACUGCCGUGACCCAUAAGCCAAUCUCAGCAGCCUGCCAGCUUCCUGCUCCCAAAUUUACCUCCCUCCAAAAUCCCCCUCUGCCCCACGAGAAUCAGUCUGUUCAGCCUCCUGUCACAUGGACCCUCUCUCAGCCCCCUUCGCUGCCCAGAAUCUUCCAGGCAGGCCCAGCUCYUACAGUGCACCAGCAGCGCCCCCAAGAGUUUCAGAUCGUAGAUGAUUCUGCUUCAAGCUCUGGCCGUUCCCACUUUUUCAGACCCCAGGUUGUGAAAUCCUUCGCACGCCCCACCUCUCCCUCUCCUUUAUCCACCGAUUCUUCUCCACUUUCAUCAUCGUCAUCAUCAUYUCUCCCUAAAUCUCCCCCCUCUGGCUCAGUUACUCAGGGGCUUUGGCCUACAUCAGACCCCGCUCCAGCCACUGGAAACAUUUUCCCCGUCCCUCUGCUGACUAGUCCAGAUCUCGAUGCCCUCUGUGACCCAGAGACUCCAGCUCUUUCUGCCGCCCUUUURUCCUCCUCGACUUUUUUCUCCUCCUCUCUCACUUUUACUCAUUCUUCACCUCCUUCUGCUCAAAUCAGCUCUAGUCAGACAGGCUCAUCRGUCUCUGUCCCUCUGGUAGCUAAAGAGACAACUGUAAGUCCAAUGAGCCAAGACAAAACGUCUCCUACCAGUAAACAGACGGACACAAACAGAAGAACAUUGGAAGAGCCAAAGCUGAUUAUCRCAGAGAGCAAAGCUGGAAAGACCAGUCCUGCUCAGUCCUGCUCAGAGCUGAUCAUAGCCCCGCCGCCUCCCUGGCCCUUUUCCUGCACUGAGCGCUCCACCUCUGAGCAGCCCUCCACCUCUGUCGUUGCUGCGUUUAUCACACCUAAGCAGUCAGAUGUUGAAUCCACUGAAUCGAAAAAACAAAUCAGUGAGAGAGUUGUAAGUGAUAAACUGUCCAGAAAAACACCUGAACGUGACUAUGAGAACAAAUCACUUAACCAGAAACAGAAAUCAGGGGGAUUGUUUCUGGAAGAGGACAACUCUAGGUGUGACACAAUCAAAAGGUGUCCUGCAGGUCUUGAAAGUAAAACAAAUGAAAAGCCAUCACUGACAGAACAGUUUGAGGGAGCAGCCGAGAAAGAGAAACAGUCAGAAAUCCAAAAGAAAGAGGAGAGGAGAAGGAAGGAGGAGGAAGAAAAAGAGAUGCAACGGAAGCAGAAAGAGGAGGAAAUGCGAAAGCAUGAGGAAGAGAGGAAAAGGCUGCUGGAAGAGGAAAAGAGGAAGCUCCUGCAGGAGGAAGAGGAUGCAAAGAGGGAGAGAGAGACGAGGAAACUCGAAGAGGMAAGACUGCUGAAAGAGAAGAGAGACAAACAGGAGAAAAUGAAGGAGGAAGAGGAACAGAAGAAAAGAGAACAGGAGAGGAAGCUUCUGGAGUCAGAAGCAGAAAAACAAAAUCUGAAGAGAGAGGAGGAGAAACGGCAAGAGAGAGAAAGGUUCAUGAAGAAGAUGAAGGAGGAGGAGAAAAUGAGGCUCUUGGAAGACGAAAAGACGAGAAAGAUUGAGGAAAGACUUUUGAAAGAGGCAAAAGAGAAGGAACAACAGAAAAUAAGAGAGGAUGAAGAGAGGAAGAAACAAGAAGCGGAGAAAGGAAGAUGUGAGGAGGAGGAAAGAAAGCAGAAAGAGGAGAAGAGACUGAGAGAGGCAGAGGAGAAGAGAAAGAAGGAGAACCUUGUGAUCAUUGAAGAGCCGCUUUGCCAUGAAGAGAACAAACUGUGGGCAGCUAUGGAGGAGACCACAGCCGAGACGGAAGCACAAAGAGGGACGGGAAGUACUGAGAGUCCUGGAGUGAAGGAGGAGGAAGAGGUUGUAGUAGGGGGCACCCAUAAAGGUGCAGAGGAUGAUGUGUGUAUUGCAGAAGAGCAGAAGGAGACAUCUGCUGGCUUCAUGUCAGCGAUGUUUGGGGUGUUGCACCGAGGCUAUGAGACAAUGGCCUCCAUGCUGCACACAUCUGCAUCAAAUGGUACCAGUCAGGAGCCUUCAGCCGAUAAACUACAGCCACUUACAAACAGAGAAGAACAGUCAUGUUUUCAAAAAGACGAUGCAACGAUCCGGUGCACCGCAGAGCCAGAUAAUGAGCCACCAAACUCUGCUGGUGUGGACAUUUUACCUCCUGCAGCUUUCUCUGACUCAGCAGAAAGUCAGAUGAUGGUUGAAGACGAGGUCCCCAAGGCUGAACCAGCUCAGGGAGCAGUAAACAUGACGCACGGACUGGGCCUGGUGGCAAGUCUGAGACUGGCGGCCAGCGAACAAGAGAAACAGAGAGAACUGGAGAUGGAGAGACGAGAAAGAGAGGAAAUGGAAAACCGCAGAAAGGCUGAAAGGGAGAAAGAAGAGCUGGAAGAAGCUGAAAGGCAAGAAAAAGAAAGACUUAACAGAGAAGAGGCAGACAAGAUUGAAAAAGAAAGAUUAAAGAGACGUGAAGAAGAGAAGAAGGAAAAGGAGARACUGAAAAGAUUAGAGAUGGARGAAAAAGAAAGGCUAAAAAGAGAAGAAGCAGAGAAGAAAGAAAUGGAAAGACUGAGAGAAGAAUGUGAGAUCAAUAAUUCUCGGCUUCCGACAUUACAAGAGGAAGAAACCCCCGAACUCAGGACCGCUGAUCCAUUUGCAGAGGUCACAGAGGAGGUCAAUGGGAAGGAUGACACUGAGGACCUUGUGAACUCUAGYCAGUCAUUGCUCCAGUGGUGUCAGAGCAUCACCAACAACUACAAGGGUGUAAAGGUCACAAACUUCAGCACGUCCUGGAGAAACGGCCUGGCCUUCUGCGCUAUACUACACCACUUUCAUCCAGACAAAAUAAGUACCAUCUGGCAUUUUGCCGUAUGUUUCACAGAMUGGCAGAAGACAUCGACUCAGCAGCAGAGGGAGCAGCUGCUCCUCCAGGAGUUGGUGUCCCUGGUUAACCAGCGGGAUGAGAUCAUCAGAGACAUCGACGACAAAGAGAAACGUGCUCGGGAGGAGGACGAGCGGCUGGAGCGAGGUUUGGAGAUGAGGAGGAGGAAAUACAGCAAUAAGGACAAAUGUGUGUUACAGUGAAAAGGACGAGCACCAACUGCAGUUGUCAUUGAAUCCCAAAGUCCCCAAAAGUAUUUUCCUUGAAUGUUAAGAAAAAAAUGAAACUACAAAGAUAUCUGUAGGAUUUCAAGUGCCUUUUCCCUCCUAGAAAUGUUCUCUAAGUCUGAAGCUGGAAAUUGUUGCCUGAAUGUAAYGUGUGUGUUUUAGUGGUGUUAUGUUGGUUUCUUUAAUCUGUUUUUUAUUUAUUGAAGACGUGUGUCAUUUUGCACUUCUGGUGUUUUUCAUGUGUUGUGUAAAUKUUUUUGGACAUUAUUCAGUAUUCACACACCAGCUGGUCCUCUGCUUAUUUUUUAUGUUAUGUGUCUCCUGUGCCUUAAUAGGAAGUUUUCGAUUUGUAGGCCAAAAUGCACCAGAGAAUCUAUCUGCUCAGGAUUCAAGUAUGCAAAGAGAUAUGUUCUGUUGCAUGUGUCGCUUUUAUCUUUUCUGAUAGUUUAAAAAAAA